Messenger RNA from Trichogramma pretiosum, 2706 nucleotides. RefSeq names its product alpha-1,3-mannosyl-glycoprotein 4-beta-N-acetylglucosaminyltransferase B (gene Mgat4a). The transcript is spliced from 10 exons. Gene Ontology annotation, cellular component: endoplasmic reticulum; Golgi stack; endoplasmic reticulum-Golgi intermediate compartment. Gene Ontology annotation, biological process: protein N-linked glycosylation. NCBI's taxonomy places the organism in Eukaryota, Metazoa, Arthropoda, Insecta, Hymenoptera, Trichogrammatidae. The record is from RefSeq and is a predicted model, not a curated record. Gene Ontology annotation, molecular function: acetylglucosaminyltransferase activity. The coding region runs from base 679 to 2274 and encodes 531 amino acids.
GGUUAUAUUUCGCACGCUUUCUAAAAGAAUGAUAGUAAUUUUCGUUUGACACAUUGUGUGUAGUUAUAGAUGAGCUAGUAAAAACACCUGCGCAAGGUGAACUUUGUUGUUGUUCCGAGUACUACCAUACCCUGCAUCAUAAACCUUACAAGUUUACAUAUAUUUGAUAAAACUCGUCAAAGGAUAAUAAGUCGUUUUCUUAUUAUUAGUAAGGCAAAAGUCCUUUCUCGCGUACGAAUGUGUACUAGCGCCGAGUUUGUUUUUGCACAAUCACUCUCAAAAAGUGUUUCUGUCGAGUCAAUAAGAGCAAGUGUAAAUUAGUUUAAUUUUGACAAUAUCAAUCGCUGUACAAACUGUGCUGAAUUUUUUUAUUUGCCGAAAUACACGUUGCAAGUACAAAUAAUCGCAAUAAAAAAAUUUAACGCGUUAUAAAGAAAAAGAUUACAACUCUUCGCGAUUUUGUACGCAUUGAAUUUGAGUUCUGGCAAACGCGAAUUGCUCGCAGGUAACAAUCGACGAUUAUCGUCGGUGUUGUCUAUCGUCAAUGUCUGCACUUGUGUUCAGUAUUAUCUAGGAUGUCAGUAGCACCAAUGGUACAACAAGAUUAUUGUUAUCAUCAGCACUAUGUAGAAUUUUGUAGAAUGAAAAGUAUACCAAUCGACGACCAAUCAUCACAAAAUGAAUCUCAGUCAUACGCGAAAACGUUGUCUCUUAGUAAUAGGUCUCAUACUGGUGCCAUGUAUUGUAGUCAACUACAUAUCUGCACCGGACACUCGAGAAGAGCAAAUACUCCAGACUGGAAUAGCUGAAUUGCAGGUGAAACUGGAGAAUCUCCAUUCCAAAUAUAUCAGCAGUCAGGAAGAAAUACAAAUGUUGACUUAUCAGCUGAUCCAACUCACUGAGGGUGCUCAUCAAUUGAUGCCCGACGUGCAGAUGUUUGUCAACAGUAGUGGCUCUAAUGUAACUAAUGUUAAGCUGCCAUCGGUCUAUAAUUUUUUACCUCACCUUCUUAACGAUAUCAAUAGUUUAAAGCCCAGUUAUGUCAAGAGUAAAGGCAGAACAGGGGUGAGCAUGGUGCUGGGAAUACCUACUGUUAAACGAGAAGUUCAAAGUUAUUUAUUAGCUACACUAAAAAAUUUAUUAGAGCGCAUGAGCCAAAAAGAAACUGACGAUACACUCAUAGUUGUUCUUAUUGCUGAAACUGAUCCAGAAUAUGCAUCGCUCAUUUCAAAGCAAAUAGAAGUACAAUUUUCAGAUGAAGUAGAAGCUGGUGUAAUUGAUAUCAUUGCACCUAAUCCAUCUUAUUAUCCAGAUUUUUCAAAAUUAAGAAACACUCUUGGAGAUAGUCACCAACGUGUAGUUUGGAGAUCAAAACAAAAUUUGGAUUUUGCACUCCUUAUGUCAUAUUCUCAAACAAAAGGAAUGUUUUAUGUACAAUUAGAAGAUGACAUACUUGCUAAAAAGAAUUUUGUAUCUAUAAUGAAAUCAUUUGCUUUACAAACAAUUAGUUUGAAAGAAAAUUGGUUGGUGCUAGACUUUUGUCAAUUAGGAUUCAUUGGAAAAUUAUUUAAAUCAGUUGAUCUGCCAUGGCUAGUCCAAUUUUUUAUAAUGUUUUAUAAUGAUAAACCAGUUGAUUGGCUUUUGGAUAAUUUAAUUUCCACAAAAGUGUGCAGUAUGGACAUGGAUCCGAAACGUUGUAAAAUUGCUAAAGCAGAAUUGUGGAUACAUUACAAGCCUUCUUUAUUCCAACAUGUUGGUACUCAUUCUUCUUUGAAAGGAAAAGUACAAAAAUUAAAAGAUAAACAAUUUGGUAAGAUAAGCUUGUUUUAUAGUCAUUACAAUCCUGAAGCUGUUAUUGAAUCUCAAAUUAAAGCAUAUAAGCAAUUUACACUUAAAAGGGCUUAUAAAGGUGACUCAUUUUUUUGGGGUUUAUUGCCUCAACCUGGUGAUCAUCUUAGAUUUAAAUUUAUGAAACCCAUCUACAUUAAAAGAUAUUUAUUUAGAAGUGGAAAUGCUGAGCAUCCUUCUGACAAGUUUUAUAAUACCACUGUUGAAGUUCUACCAUAUUUAUCUAAUUCUGUUGAUAGAAAUCAUAAUAAUGUUACAGAAGAUGGUUAUUUUAUAGUCGGUAAAUUUGAUUCUCUUGGAAUUGCUAGAGGCACAGUUGACAGAAAACUUGGAAAAAUUUCAAUUCUUCGAUUAACGGUGCAUAGUGAAAGUGACAAUUGGGCCAUUUUAUCAGAGAUUCAUAUUGAAGAAGACUUACACAGCUGACGAAAAUUAGUAGGUGUAAGAAAUAAAGUUAUUCACAGUUAUCAUUUUGCCUAAGGAUUUGCUGUCGAAUUGAACUUGAAUCUUUUAUGUGUCUUUCAUCUGUAAAUAAUAUCCAAAUCAUAUAUAGUUGAUGGUGCCUUCUCUUGUAAAAGCCUACCCAUGUACCAUAGGCCUUUUUAAACAAACUCAGAGUGAGUUUAUUUACAAGUCUUAUGGGAUGUUCUGCUUGAUCAAUCAUCAAAUUCUAAUGUCUAUAUCAACUCACUGUACAUAUACUGUUCUUCGUGUCCAGCUUAUUUUUACUAUGACAUUUUGACAAACUUCUAAUUGAAAGAAAAGACCCUCUGACUUUGACAAGUCAUUUAUACAUACAUUAUGUACUACCUAAUUAGCAUACUACUAUUGUGUCAAAUUGAUACUUAAAUUCUUGUG